ACAACAGAAAUGCGGAAGUAGCAUUUAUCAGCUGACACAACUUUGGUUCAACUGCGGUCUGUUUGUUUCUCGGUUUGAGUCUGCAAAAAUCAGCUUGCAUAAUGGAGGACCAGGAGAUGCAACUGAAAGUCAGACGAGUGACUGACAAAUUCACGGAGAGCAUGUACGUCCUGGCUAACGAGCCGUCAGUGGCUCUCUACAGAUUGCAGGAGCACGUCAGGAGGUCGCUGCCUGAGCUGGUGCAGCACAAGACAGACAUGCAGAGCUGGGAAGAGCAAAGUCAAGGAGCCAUCUACAGUGUAGAGUAUGCCUGCAGUGCUGUGAAGAGCAUGACGAACAGCAGCUUAUAUUUCAAAAACAUUGAUGGCCUCCUCCGUCAAGCCAUCAGCAUGAAGGAACAGAUAAGCAACUCUCAGGGUCGCAGUUUACAUGAUGACACCCCCCCCUCCUCUCUUGUCUCUGCUCCUCAUGCCCCAUCCGCUUCCUCAUGACAUCUGGACAGGGGUGUCUAAGGAAAAGGACGAUGGACUCGGGCAUGCUAAAGGAAGGAGGAGAGAGGCACAACUCUGGGAUGUGAGGUGACUUCCUGGGUUUUCUUGGUGUUGCUGCUACACUCCCUUGCUCUGCUAUGUCUUGAUUGAGCCUGAAGUGCGGGUCAUAACCUCCUCAUCACAAUGGAGUGACUGCCUCCACUGACCCCCUCAGUACAAGCCGCUCAGUGGAACAGAGCACCACAGCACUGCCAGGUUCAGCAUUAAAAACACUUAAGUCAUGGACGCUGGUCAAAGAAUGCAUUGUUCUCUGGGACUCGCUGGGCGCAACAGAAAGAGAGCUGCAGUGCUGUUUUUUGCCUCAGCUGUGGAUAACCCACCACGCCGCCAUAUCACAUAAAUACCACCAUCAGUUUGCGGUGAAUCAUGGUUUGCUGUGUUUAGUUCUUACCUGCCAAGUAGAGAGAAACCCCCAGACAGAAGAGUCCGAUGGCCACAUGUCGCACACCUCUGCUGUCCAAAAGGAACCAGUCAGCUCUGUUGAAACAAAUGUCACACGUUCAAUGUCACGCCUCCGAUUUGUUUACGCUUUAACAAUGCUAUUUAAGUUUGUUUUGUCAUUGUAGCAUAAAUAAAAAGGCAUUUAUGCAUCAUAUUUUCUGUGCUGACAGUUUUCUUUAUGUUUUAGUUCAUUGAGCCUCUUAUCAUAUAGUCAACAUUUUCUCUGCCAUUUUUUAAUUUUUCAAAAUAUUAGAUUAUUGAUUAUGUGGCGUGCACUUAAACUGUGGCUGUUUUGUGAAGCUGAUUAAUAUUCAGAUAUGCUGUUGCUGUUGGAUUUGUAAACCGACGUGGGAAAGGGCCAGCUAGAGGCCGUGUGUGGGGUGCAUAAUGAGAGGAAGGCCAUUGUUUAAACAGGUUUUCAUAGGGUUUGAGAGGUGGGGGUCGACCAACAACAUUGCACUGUGGGCCUCUGCACUCUGACACAUAGGGACGCCUCUUUUAUUCUUCUGAAACUUUGUUUUCUGACUGUGGUUAUAUUUAUCAACCAGGAAAGACUGCGGUUUCUUAAUGAUUAAAGAAGAUUAUGUGGGCAAGAAGAUAAACUUACACUGAAUAGAUAUUAAAUGUUAUUUUACACUUAUCAUAAAAGUGUCAACCACUGAGUAAGCAGAAAAUAAACCCUCUGUAGGAUGUAAAUGCAAUAGCUUCGUAAUAAAGAUGACGUUAC
Messenger RNA from Scomber scombrus (Atlantic mackerel), 1719 nucleotides. It is a transcript of the gene borcs8, whose product is annotated as BLOC-1 related complex subunit 8. The record is from RefSeq and is a predicted model, not a curated record. NCBI's taxonomy places the organism in Eukaryota, Metazoa, Chordata, Actinopteri, Scombriformes, Scombridae. The transcript has 6 exons. The coding region runs from base 102 to 491 and encodes 129 amino acids. Gene Ontology annotation, cellular component: BORC complex.